CCAGGUUGUGCAGACAUUUUACAGCAAUAGAAUGAAAGCAUGAGCUGGCCCCUAAGGAGAAACCUCUGUCCAAGUUUGUGCAAAACAAGUCCUAAUGCUGCUGAUGGAAUUUCAGGAAUUUCCUUUUUCCUUUGAAACGGGCUCCAAAAAUCAGCAUAGGAGGAAAAAUAUAUCCAACUGUUUAGCCUGUAAAACUGCAGAUAGACCAGAAUUUAUUGUUUGGUGUUUGAAAUCCACCCUGGGAAGUCACCAGCAGUGACUUUAGAGUAAGUGGUGAUCUGAGUACUGCUGAUACAGAGAAUGUACAUGAAAUCAAAUGGCUGUUUCUUAGCAUCAAUGGAGCCUGUGUGGAUUAACCUGCCUCAUGACUGGGGCAAAGGAAAAGAAUUUAGCAGCAGAAUCUCUGCCUUAGAGAACCACUUAGUUAAUUUUCUUAUGACAAAGCUGACAAUUAGGGCUACAUUUUUUUUAAAGGCCUCUAAUUUUGAACCUGCAACCACAGGCACAUAGUGUGGCAAGGGAGACACUACACAUCUGUGCUGAGUAUCCCUUGCUUUGAAUUUGAUUCUGAAUAUUAUGUCUCUUCCCAAAAGAGUUGCUAUUUCUUAGUUAAGGAGACAUGCACAAACCUAUUACAGAUACCAGUGUCCUCAGGGGCAGGUAUUGCCACAACAUCAGCAAGUCAUACAGUAGAACCUAACCAUUAACAACCAGCAAGAAAUUUGAAAAUUCUUUUAAAAAACAAACAAACCUGCAAAAAUAUUCAAAUCAAUGUGCUCCCCCCUCCACCGUUUCAGUAUAAGUGUUUGAUCAGUUCUCUGUUGAAACAAUGUAACUGUUUGCUUUCAAACCCAGUCUGGAACAGAUUAGUUAAAAAUAUCUAUUUAGGAGGACUGAUGAGUUAUGUGGGUGCGUGCUGCAUACUGGGCAGUAGGCAGGAAUUUGGGGAUCUGACAGGCCUUGGCUUGUUAGCAUAGCAAUGACAGAGGAAGUGAUCAUAUAUAGGGUAAGAGGCAUUAUACCCACACAACUAACCUAUCAAUCCUUGUUAGCUGAUGCACAGAUUGGAAAUGGUGCAUAUUCAUAAGAAUGUUACUGUUUGCUCCAAGUGCAAAAGCGAAGAAGAGAUUUCUCUCUUGCAGUUAAUCCAGCACACCAUACCCAAGUGCUCUUUAUCUCAGCAUUAUCGUCCACAGAUUAUAAACUGAAGUUAAUAUUGUGCAAAACUAGAGCUUAGGAAGUGGGUAAAACUCUGUUGUUAUAAGAAAUAAAAUUGAGUUGAUUAUCUAUAAAAAAACAAAACAAAAAACCAUUUUUUGUGCUGUUUAAAAACCUGUUCAUACCCAGAUAUCACACUGAGUUGGGUGCUUUAUUAAUACCUAGAGAAACUAAACAAGCUAAUUCUUUAACGGGUCUGUUCUUGAACAUGCAAGGGACUCUAUUCAAGCUAAUGGGAAUUUUGCGUGUGGAAGGCUUGCAGAACUGGGCCCCGAGCUUUGUAAUUCCUGGUAUGUAGAAUACCAAAACAAUUCUGGAGCUGUGGUUUUGGUGCUGGUGGUUGUGGCAGAUUUACCAUGUCAUCUUUUUUUAUAAUUUAAUUAAAAAUAACAACGAUGGGCCAGACCCUCAGAGGUGUCGAACUCUUCCCAUACAAGCCAGUGGAAUGGUAAGGGGAGUUCUGUUAGCAGACCUUCCAUAGAAACCCAACUGUCCUUGAGUUGGUGGGAAUUAGUGAGUCUGGCUGGCAGUGGGGGCCACGGGCAGGAGUGCUGGAACAAAUUUUAUAGCGGGGAAGCUGAGAGCCUUUGAACUAAACUGUAAACCCUGUAUAUCAUGGAAACUACUUCAAGCCAGGAGGUAUGGCAGCACCCCUAGUUCGAGUACCUAUGGCGAAGGGGCCUCUGUGUGGUUGCCCCUUGAAUUCUGAGGUCUAUGGGAUGGGAGCUCCUCCUUGAUGACUAGAGUUGCCAGUUUUGGUUGGAUGAAGGUUUCAUCACAUGACAUAAUCUUUAAUUAAAAAUUAAUCUUUAAUUCCUGGCUUGUCAACCCUCGACAGUCCCAAUUCUAAACCUAUCACUCCUCCCAUGUAUCCCCUUAGUAUCACCCCCUUUUUGUUUCGUGCCUUCUUCUCCCACUUCCUUUUGCAGCUCCACCCCCUCCUUCUUGUGGGCCACUCUCUCCUCAUUCCAACCACUGCUCAAACAUGCUGCUUUCAUAAAAGCAUCCAUCAAUUACCCACCCGAGAGUAUGCAUUAUACACACACACCCCAUGCUGAGAUUAAACCACCAGCUCAUACUUAGAAGCCCCUCCUGCUCACUGGAUUUCAUUUGGAGAAGGAUUAUUUAGGACCAAGUACUCCCCUCGGUUGAUUUUACCCACUUAGUGGAGCAGAAAUUAAGCAAACUCCAACUCAUGGAGUUUCCUUUUAAAUUCUGUCUUCAUGUUCCUGCUGCUUUAAGUAACAGCAUCUUGGUGGGAAUGCAUGUGGCUGACUCAUAUAUUUAUAUAGGGAAACAGGGGUAGAAGUAUAAUGGCUAAAACAUCUGUUUUCUCUUUUUAUUGGCUAACAAUGCAGCUUUAGAUUUGGAUGCCAAUAUAAAUACACUGCAUGGGAUUGCACUGUGAAUACACUCUACAUAGCAAAGUGUGUCCUACACUCAUCUCUCCAAGAUCUGCAAUUCAUUCUAAAGUUACUUUUAUGCUCCUAUUGUCACUGCCAAAAGAAAAUGUAGAAAGUCUUCUGCAAUUACAUAUAUGUGUGUGUAUAAAUGUAUUUUUUAAACAUCUAACUAGUGCUGGUGGCAGCGCAGUCUCCAGAACAAGCGAACAUCUGCCGCUGUUCCUAAAGGACUCCAAAUAAGUACAGUAAGAACAUCACUGUUUUAAAAAGAGAUUAAUACAUGGUCAGACACAGGAUCAGUUCUAAAUAAAUCAAUAAACAGCAAUGAGCAUCAGUAUUAAUUUAAAUUAAUUAAAAAACUAAUUGACACCAUCUUUCUAGCCACAGCAUAAUAGCUUCAGUAAUUAUUUUGCCUGAGUAUAGUCCAUUCAUCCAGAAGGGGCUUGUAUAAAAAUUGAUAGACACUAUGUAAAAACGUAGGGAUUGCCAGAGGGUGAAGGCAGGCAGGGGUUUAUCAGUGCACUGCCACUCUGUGCAGCCGCUCAAGAUAAACAUUCGCAAGCUGAUGAUGCUAAAGGAGAGGGGAAGAACAUGAGCUCUGGCCCCGGCUUUUAGUGUAAGAGCACAGAUUAGUUCUGGAUAGGACAGUAACGUGCAGCAAGGAAUGCUUUCAGACUCAGCCUAAGCAUAUGGUUGGCUGCAUCUCAAAUCGCAAAGUGAAGUUAGCCAAGCAGGCACUGCAGGUGUCAUUCCCCAGUGAUUAUGAGAAGAUGGUUUUGCUAUAGGGCAGGAGCAGAAAGGAUUUUUUAAAAUUGCGUAUUCCUUUAUGAAAAGCCCCCUCUCUCUGUCCCAGAGUUUGUUUUGGAGGUAAUUUUAGGUUAUGAGACUAAUGGAGGAGACCCCCCGCCCCCCAUUCCAUCUGGAAUCCCCAUAUAAAGCAAAUGUUGGAUCGAGUAGGAAAUUUUCCCGAACAGUUUUGUGGGUAGGGAUCAUCCCUCAUCACUUCCAUUUACCCUGAGUCAAUCUGCUAAAUGCAAUUUACGUUGCCUGAAAGGCAGCUGGGCCAAGGGGUUUAGACCCAGGUUACAGGUCUGGCUGCAGGAAAGAGCUCUUUGUGUCUCGCUAGGUGCUGGUGUGAAAUUUUAAUGCAACCCAUGUUUGUUGCCUUUUAGACAGGGAAUGUACAACUACAACCUGUCUAUACAGCAUCUAUAACUGAAGGGGCCUGGUUACAGCUCAGUUAAUAGCUGUGGCAUAGACAGGAGCUAAUCAUCUUCCUUAGCCAAGCUAAACCUCUGGAGAACUAUAUUUGUGGUCCAGUCAUGUUAUAACAGUUUUUCUUUGCCUAUGUGGACAGGAAAAAAAAAACCCUGUUAGUGACCCAUAUUUUAACCUCGAUGUGUGCCAGGGUUUGAACUCGAUUUGUGUGUGUGCUUCCCUCUGCCCAGAAACCGGGGCUGAUCUGACCCACACCCAGCUGUGAAGGCCCAAAGGGGCUGUUCCAGCAACCAAGAACAGCUGGACAGAGGGAUACCCUCAGUCUCUUGCAAGAAUAUGGUGAGGAGCUGCUACAAUGGCUGCAUGCCACUCAGCGAUUCCUCCUGAACUGGAGGAUUUCCCAGUGACCGUAUUAGUCAUCACCCUCUGCUUGGGUGAUGUGGCAUAAAAGGAGCCUUAUUAGAAUUGGGAAUUGGAUUCAGAUCCUGCUGUUCUGCCAGAUUAUAAACCGUGUAACCCUGGACUCUGGGGGGAAGCCUUGCAUUAAAGGACAGGGGUUUCUCUAACAAUAGUGUAAAAUGUACCUUUCCCCCAAGCUAGAGGAGCAGGGCCAUACGUGGGGUUGCAUGAAGAAAACAAAAAAGCAAAUGGCAGUAAGAAGGGAGGGGAAAAUUGCAAAGGGGACUUCUCCCUGUGACAUGCUUGUCUUUGAAGCCUUGCUGGCAAGGCCCAAAGUGUGAGUCAAGGAGUUUUUUAUUAUUAUUAAUUACUUCUAUUAUGGUAGCACCUAGAGGCCUCAGCUGAGACCAGAGCUUUAUUUGUGGUAGGGUCUACACAGACACAGAGUGAUACAGUCCCUGUCCCUGAGAGCUUACAGUCUAACUAGACAAGACCCACCAAAGGUUGGAGGGAAAAUGGAUGCACGGAGAAUGACUUGCCCAAUGUCACCCAACAGGUCAGUGGCAAAGAUCCAAAGGAAGCAUGGGAAACAAAGCCUUGUCCCACGACAGUGUCUUUAUUUUUGAAUCUGCGCCAGAAAACACAGCUGGUGACAUGUCCUCUCAGGAAAACAUACCUGGGAAAGUGAAAACGUUGCAGCUUCAGUUACAACAGAACAUCAGACUUGGGUCUUCUCCUCUUGUUAUAACUGGCAGGAAAUUGGAAGAUACAGGUGCUGUUUCAGAAGAUGAUGGAUUACCUAAAAGCCCUCCAGAAAUCUCCACUCUUCAUGAAGUUCUAACAUGUUCACCAAGCAAGUCCUCCAACCCUGUUCAGCGCCAUAGCUCUUUGAGUUUAGGUGGGACAGACAGUGAAGAUGAACAGGUACCCUCUGAUGCUUCCUCUAGACCUGUCAGCCCUUUGUCGUCUAUGGUACUUGUGAUUGCAGCCACACAAGCCAGCAGCUUGCUUCCCGUUGAUUUCAACACCCCUGCCAGUCCUGUGGGCUGCCUGGAUACCUCCGCAGCUAAGCACAGGAUAGCAAUAAACCCGCGGAAACAGAGAGUUUUUACCAGUAAGAACCAGCAAACCCCUCUGGAACAACUGGAAAAGGAGCAGAGUCUUCCUGUAACUUCAGAAAAGAAAAGUACAACAAAAUUCCUUGAUGCUGACCAGUAUGAAAAUUGGGCAGGUUCAUUGGUCUUGGAGGAGAAUAAUGGAAAAGGAGGUGGUGCUAAGGAGACACAGGCCAUAACAAAGACUGACAAUUCCACAAGUAGCCCUCGGAAUUCUGUAUCCCCUGUGGAUGUAGUUUGUACUUUGAUAGAAGUUGAUGCAUGCUCUACAGAAACAGAUCAUCAAUCUAAAGUAACAGAUGUGCAGUCUGCUCUAGCAAAGUCUGAGGAGGAGAACAAGGCAGAGGAAGUACUGGUACCUUACUGCUCUGAUGACUCUAUUGGUGAAUUCAAACUACUUGUGCAAAAUACUGGUGAAGUAAUUGAACUUUCUGACUCUCUACAGACUGAACCAGACGCAAUUGUAUUUCAGGACACGUUAGCAUCUGACUUGUAUGGCAUUUCCUUGGAAAAGGAGGACAUAAAUAGUUUGGCAGGUGCCACAAAGGUAUCCUUAAAACAACCAGUAGACCAAAGUGACAAAGAGCCUGGAGACGGGGGUGUGGCACUUGUAGGAAAAGUGGAAGAACAGCCUUGUACCAAUGAGAACAACUUCAUCUGGCCUGAUUCAGAUCCUGCAGUGUGUGUUUCACAGGUUCUUUUAGCCGCUUUGGAGACAUCCCCUGAAGCAGAUUGGAUGGCUGUUUCAGUGCCUGAAAAUAUCCCAGCAGCAAAAGAUGAUCAAGAAAUUUGCAAAGUUACAGAACUUCAGCCAUCCAAAGACCAUGUAGAUUCAAAAACAUCCCUACAAAAAGACUCAGUUUUGUCUGUGUCAGAUAUAGAUUGCAUGCUGCCUCAGAGCAAAGUGAACAAGGAGCUACAUUUUAAACCAGAAAUGCAUUGUCCUGUUUCAAAGGCUAGCCAAAGCAAUCAGGAGACAGAUGCAUCCAACAACUUGGAAAAACAUUCCAUUGGAUGCCUUGCCUCCUCCAGUUUGGCUGGCUUCAAGAGUUGUAUCCCUCUUAGUGGUGAUAGUCAGCAGAACCUGUUAGGUGGUGUAACUUCUCAAGAGAAAACAAAGAAAGAAAGCAAAUCUCCAGAGGAAAAUGUAAAGACUCCAUUGAAAUCUGCUGCUACAAAACCAGUUCGAUUUACUAUUGCUCCUGCCUGGCAAAGAUCUCUUUCGGGAGGUUCAAAUUCCAAGGAAGAUUCCUGUGCUAGAAGCUCCCCAUCCUCUCCCAUAAGACCAGAGUUGUUUGAAGGAACAGCUCACUUAGAUACCACCAGGCAAGAGUCUACAAAAAACAACCCUGAAGGGUUUGAGGGGGAUAAUGAGAGCAACAAGGCCAGUUUGAAUUCUUCCUUGGAGGGGGCUGAGCAUGAAACACAGAAUGCUGAAAACCCAUUUGGGAUCAGACUGAGAAGAACAUCCUCUUUGCUAAAGUACCACAGUGAAUCUCCAAAGCAGAUUCCAUUAGCUGUUCACACCACCUCUUCUGGUUCAGUCAAGGAGAAUCAAAAAUCAGUAGGCACUGGGAGGCCACCUCACGGCCUUCCAGGCAACCAGAAAGUGUUAGCUAAAAAAUCAGCUGUCGUGGAAGAGAAAAAUGCCCCCAAAACAAAACCUGAAGAAGUCUCAAAGAAGCAACACUCUAACAAACUUUCAGAAAAAGUCCCUAGUCCGCAUUUGGAAACUGUUACCUCUGAACCAGCUUGGGUCUCCAUGGCAAAACUAAAGCAGAAAGGUUUCCAAGGUCAUCCUCUUGCCAAAGGACAUAAAAGGGAGGACAAAUCGUUGACCAAAACGGAUCAAGAGGAGCGAGUGACUUGUGCUAGUGAGAAUUUAUUGGGGAAGAACGUAACUCCCAGCCUGUGCGCUCAGGAGAAGAAAUCACAAAUGAAGAUCACUAUGUCUGCUACAGCAGCAGUUACACUUGGACCUAUGGCUCAGGAAGCAUUUGUGGUUCCCACCACUGAAAAGGAAACGAGACAAUCCUGUAAUCUGCCAAUGACACCGUGCAGCUCUGCUGAACCACCCUGGCUGUCCCUGGCCAAGAAAAAAGCCAAAGCUUGGAGUGAAAUGCCUCAGAUUGUUCAAUAGCAAAUGAUAACAGUGUCCUCCUCUGUACUGCCAAUAACUGUAUUAACUCCAUAUAGUAACUUCUUCGCUGGGACCAUUUUUUGAGGGGAUAAGAUAAAAGCCUUAGAACUUUCAGCACAGACUGUAGCUGUGAAUAUGUGAAGAUGAAAUGCCACUGACGGGUUAACCUGCAGUAACCACCAGCAUUAGGAAACUGAGCAUUUUCCAUGACAAAAUACUAUGAAAUUCCAAUUGACCAAUUCAUACUGACUACAUGUUUGACUAAAAGACAGUGGUGCUCUAGGAGGAGGCACUUCAUGCCUUUGAAGCAUUUCCUUUCUAAAAGGGGAGGUUAAAGUACCCUGCACACAAUACAGUAUUCUGCAUGAUUUCACUUUGAGCAUUGAAUUUGUUUGGUGUCACAGAAUGGUUUUAGAGCUCUGCACUGGAGCAUCCAGACUGGCUGUCACUGACGUAGUAGCAUUUAUGUCUCUAAAGCUUGGCCUAGGGCAGGUCUGACUGUGGGCCUGAUUUUUAACAUAUCUGUUUCUUAAAUGAAACAAGACACAAGCAGCAAUGCAGAUUCAGGGGGAUUCUCAUUUCUUAGGUAGUUGAGUCACUCUGCCUUGGGCCUCAUGCCUUAUAUUAUACCAUCUACUGGAAAGGCCCAGUACUGCAACUGCCUUUGUGUUCUACUGCUAAUGUAUUUUUUAAAAAAAAUCAGUACCUUCUAAGGACUAAAUUCUGGUCAGUUAUGUCUAUAAAUCUGGAAUAACUCCACUGACCUUAACAUAGUUUGGAGAUGCUGAAUUUGGUCCUUAUACCUAAGCUAAAGUAUUUUACAUUUAAUUUCUAGCAUAAAGCAAUUUCUCUUCAUAAGCCUCUUUAGUGAAAUAUUCCUGCUAACAGCAGAGGUGGGGAAGGUUUGACCCACUCUUGUUUUCUGUGUAGAAGGAUACCUGUUUGCCAUGAACAGCAUCCCACUGUCCAUAUUCAUCACACUAUGAUUUUUAGACUAUUUCCUUUACAGUUUGGGGGGGGGAAGAUGCACUCAACAUCCACCCUUAGCCAUCAAUACAUAACUGAAAGCUGAAGCUGAGUAUCUAUCUAAAGACACAUAGCUGGCAAACAGCUGCUCUUUUAGGGUCAAUUCUGCUGUCACUGAAGUCGUAGGAGUCUUGCCACUAACUUUUUUAUGGGAGCAGAAUCAGAUCCUUUAAAAAUAAACUUUGUAAAAUGACUUAGUGACAUCAGUGUCAUGACAACCAAACUGCACUUGCCUGUAUAUUGCACAUUUGCAAAACAUUUUCUCUAUACAGCCAAUGAAAACAUUGAAGUCUGAUGUGUCUAACAGAUUGUCUUUCGCAAACAAGUUGGGUAGCAUCUUUAAGAAAAAUGGUGCGUGGCAAGAGGUCUAAAUAUGAAACAACACAUUUGACCUUGGAGUAACUCAUUAUCUGGACUCCCACCUGUUGGUUCUGGCCUGAAUUUAAGUAUGUUACUACUUCUGAAAUCUGUAUCCAUUGCUAAUGAAGAUUGUGCAACUCUUAUUCAUGUGGCUGAACAACUUACUUGCGCAAAUAGUCCCACCUAAGUUAAUGGGUUUGCUCUUAUGAGUCAAUUCUAAUCAGAAAGAGUAAAGGUUACAGGCCUGUUUUACUUCUUGUUAGUAUCUUCUCCUGCAAUGUGCUAAAGCGCUUAUAUUUCUCUAAAGUUUGAGAGUAUUAUGUAAAAGAACAAAUUAAACAUUGUUUGCUAUGGUUUUCUGCAGCUGAUAUCACAUACAUGGGUUUACUGACCCUCUGCUUAAAAUAUGCACUUUCCUAUAUAUUGCUAUGUCUCUCCUGUUCUUUGCCAGUCUGGAUUGCAACCCCACACCUAAACUACUGCAAAUGAUAACAGCAUUUAUCUAUUCCCUUGUUGCUUUUGUUCUUGAUAUUGUGUCUCAUUGUAUGGUAUGUAUAUACGUUUUUGUAAUCCUCACCUUGGAGGACCCCCUUUUGUAUUCUAUUCCCAUAUUUGGUUUACUAUUAAACGCUAUUGUCAUGAUG
Gopherus evgoodei (Goodes thornscrub tortoise) is the source of this 9523-nucleotide messenger RNA. RefSeq names its product KIAA1210 ortholog. Lineage: Eukaryota; Metazoa; Chordata; Testudines; Testudinidae. The record is from RefSeq and is a predicted model, not a curated record. The coding region runs from base 4821 to 7493 and encodes 890 amino acids. The transcript has 10 exons.